UCCUCAUUGCCUGGAACCAUCAUUCAUCCUGUGACAUGUUUCAAUAUGAAAAAUGCUUCUCUCUCCUCCCCUCUCCCUCCCUCCUCGUUCUGCACUUCUGUCUCUAGUCCAAACCUGUAGCAUUUGCUGUGAAAACGAAUGUGAGCUACUGUGGUGCCCUGGAUGAGGAUGUGCCCGUUCCCAGCACAGCCAUCUCCUUUGACGCCAAGGACUUUCUUCACAUUAAAGAGAAAUAUAACAAUGAUUGGUGGAUAGGAAGGCUGGUGAAAGAGGGCUGCGAGAUUGGCUUCAUCCCAAGUCCUCUUCGGUUGGAGAACAUACGUAUUCAGCAAGAACAGAAAAGAGGCCGAUUCCAUGGCGGCUGGAUUCUAUUUUAUCUUGGAAACAUGCUCUUGAAGACUCUCUUUGCCUUCACCCCAAUGAGAGCCUACUUUUAAAGCAAAGGGACACUUAACUGCACACAUACUGUUCUUGAGGAGGACACAAAGGUUUGGGGUUCCAUUGUGUUCUGAACUCCAGCAACUCAGAAAUUCACAUGAAUUCCACAGUGGCAGCUGCUUCCUGUGGGCUCAGAAAACCUAUCUGCAAACCCUAGUUUUCUUCUGUGAGAGUUACAUGGGGCCUCAUUUCUCAAGACAGCUCAGGUAGCAGCUGACAUGACCAAGUGUUGUGGUUUUGCUUGGUUCUCUGUCAAAAGCUGUGUCCAAUAAACUCAGAAUGUGAUGGUGCGGGACAGUCCUGGGCACACUUUUCUUUACUUGGUUUCUUGUGCCGUCAUCUUCUGCUGACACUGUGCUGAAGACACUGGGGAGCUGCAAUGUACCAGCCUCCCAUGGUCAAAGGAAACAGCACACAGACUUCAGAGCGCAAGUGGCAGGUCCCAGGAGGGUGAGCAGUUUGAGAGAAGUCCUGACUGCAUUGGGUCUCAGUGGUACUGCUACCUGCCCUGAAGCACAGAUUUCAAAUGUGUUAGCAAGUUUUGCUAAUGUUAUUGCUGUGAGACAAUCUCGCUAUGUAGUUCAGGCUUCCCUUUGGUGAGGCAAUUCUUCUGCACCAGCCCCACACCCUAGUGCUGGAUCACAACUGUGCAUCGCCAUGUCUGACUGAAGCAGUUCUUUCCUUUUAUUCAAUCUCUCUUUCCAGUUAAUUUUUCUAAAUAAAAAAAAAUGUUGUGCUAUUUAAGUCUUCCCUAAUGAAAACCUUUCAAUAGUAAUGGAAGAUCAUAGAGGUAUAGUUAAGCACCAUUCUAAUGAUUAAUCUUCUGUUAGGGUGUUUUAUUAUUAAUCCUUUGGUUCCCUUUGCCCUAGACAUUUCAUUCUCUAUGCUUCUUAGCACAUCAGGAACACUUGGCCCUUCCAGGGGGCCUUUGCAUUUCCUUCCUCCUACUGGGUACCUCUUCCUCCUUUGCUGUUACCAGAUCACUCCAUCUCCUUCAGGUGCUUAUUGCCGUUCCAGUGACUCCUUCCUUCCCCACUGUAUUUUAAGUUGUAUCCACUCCAGACUCACCCUUUCCCUGCAUUUCCAUCUCUUUCCAAAUAAAUUGUUUCUAUUAUACUUACUACUCUCAGAAAAAUUAGAUUUUUACCUAUUUCUCUUGUUUGCCUUGAUUGUCUCCUACUAAAAAGUGUCUCAAUAAUCUCCCACCAUUGUCGCUAUUAUACACACACACACACACUUUUUUUUUUUUUUUUUACUUCAAGGCAAGAGAAACAAUAAUACCAAGGGCUCAUUCACAGAAGCUAAUUUGUCAGCUUCUCUCUGUAAGGUAUAGAUAACUCCUAUUUCCAUAGAUGGGGAAAACAAACACCCAAAGAUGUGUUGCAGUAUUUUCCACAGGCAGUAAGUGACAGAACUGCUCAUCAUUGGGCUAUAAACAUACAUGACUUACUAUUGAUAGCCCCAUUACUGUUGAUAGCAGGAAAAGUUUGUGGGACAUCCCCGACCCCAUACACUUAAGAAGCAUUUCUCCAGGUCCUCUUGCUUGUAUUGAGCUGUCUGGCCUCUGACUGGUACUUCAGUACUUGAAUUCAGGUAAACACAUAUCUCCACAUUGCAUCCUUGCCAGGGGUCCUUCUGCCCAAUUUUUGCACAAAUAACAGGGAAAGAGAAUUUGCCAAGCAUUUCCAAGUCUCAGUUAGAUCUCCACUUUCUCUGAGAAAUGAGGUCAGCGAAAUCAUUUGAGCAGAUUCCCGAAGCUCUUCUAACAAGCUUUGGUAUGUUUUGAAUUAUUUAGUAGAAGGCCAAAGAACACCUUGGAUUCUCAGUUUCUGUUUUCAAAGGAUCUGGGGCGAGAGUCUUAAGUUUGUUUCCAUGGUCUAGGAAAUCGAGUGGAAACUCUUCCUCCAGUUUGGGUGAAAUGGUGUCAGGAACAUUUCGAGCGACCCCCACAACAACAGAGAUUGCAUAUUUUGAUGUGGCUCUCAUUGUUGUCUUUUAGCAAAACAGAAGCAGAAAGUGGUAAGUUGUGUUUCCUUUUUAAACUCCUGCUGAGGUUUCUAUCUGUACAUGCCUGCGAUGCUCCAUUUCUGUGACCCACAUACCUAUAAAGUGAGGGAUGGGCCUCCUCGGUGGGGACCCUUAGUCGUCACUUCCUGUCCAGCCUGAGAAUUCUGGAUGUUGUGGCUGUGAAGGAGACAGACCCAGCCUCACCUUCUCACUCAUGUCGACUGGUCUUUUUCAGACGGAGCACAUCCCUCCUUACGAUGUCGUGCCAUCAAUGCGUCCUGUGGUGUUAGUGGGGCCAUCUCUGAAAGGUUAUGAGGUAACAGACAUGAUGCAGAAAGCCCUCUUUGAUUUCCUGAAGCACAGGUUUGAUGGGAGGAUAUCAAUAACAAGAGUGACAGCUGACAUUUCUCUUGCUAAGAGGUCUGUCCUCAACAAUCCCAGCAAGAGAGCAAUAAUUGAACGUUCAAACACCAGAUCCAGCUUAGCGGAAGUACAGAGUGAAAUUGAAAGAAUUUUUGAAUUGGCAAGAUCUUUGCAACUGGUUGUUCUUGAUGCAGACACCAUCAAUCACCCAGCACAGCUUAUAAAAACAUCCUUAGCCCCCAUCAUUGUUCAUGUGAAAGUCUCAUCUCCAAAGGUUUUACAGCGGCUGAUUAAGUCCAGAGGAAAGUCUCAAAGCAAACACUUGAAUGUUCAACUGGUGGCAGCCGAUAAACUGGCCCAGUGCCCACCUGAAAUGUUUGACGUUAUAUUAGACGAGAACCAGCUUGAGGAUGCAUGUGAACAUCUGGGCGAGUACCUGGAGGCAUACUGGCGUGCCACCCACACAAGCAGUAGUACCCCCAUGACCCCACUGCUGGGGCGGAACGUGGGCUCCACAGCCCUUUCACCAUAUCCCACAGCAAUCUCUGGAUUACAGAGUCAGCGAAUGAGGCACAGCAACCAUUCUACAGAGAACUCUCCCAUUGAAAGACGAAGCCUAAUGACCUCUGAUGAAAAUUACCACAAUGAGAGGGCUCGUAAGAGUAGGAACCGCUUGUCUUCCAGCUCACAGCACAGCCGAGAUCACUACCCUCUGGUGGAAGAAGAUUACCCUGACACAUACCAGGACACUUACAAACCCCACAGGAACCGAGGCUCACCUGGGGGAUACAGCCAUGACUCCCGACAUAGGCUUUGAGGCUGCCAAAACAAACAAACGAAAAUACUCAUCUGUUGACAAUUUGCCAUAGCACUGCUAGGAUAAACCAGUCAUCUUAAUUUGGCAAGUGUAGCACAGUAUCUGCUGUGCAGGUGGGCUGCUGUCAUUUGAUCUAAGGGGCAGGAAUUAAAUAGAAGUACAUUAUGCCCUUGAGUCUAGACAGGUAUCAGAUGCCCAAUCAUAUAGGUAUUUUUAAGUGCUACAUUUACAUGAUAACAGUACCUUUUAUUUUCUUCAUAGACUUUAGACACAUCAAUUUGUAAUUUAGGGUACUUAUCAAGGCACAUAUAAAAUAAUUUCCCAUGUAGGAAAUUCCAAAUGACCAGUUCCAGUUGGAACCAAUUUAUAAACCAAUUCCUGUUGGAAUUUGGGUGAAUUGACUGGAAAGUCUACUUGAGCAUGUUGAAAUCAAUUGAAAAGUCAAAAAAAAAUAUGAAAAUCAAAAUACCAAUAGAAACCCAAAGCCACUUGUGGUAUUUAUUUGAUGAAAGCUAAAUUUACACUUCAAUUUGGAAUGUAUAAACAUUUUAAUAAUAUGUUAAUGUUGCCAGGAUAGCUUUUCAAACUUACCAAAUGUAUUGAUAGUGUCCCACGUCCCCAAAUCUCAGAAAUCUUAAGCAGAAAUUAUAUAAUCGCCUCAGAUUUUAAUAUUUUUCUUUUUCCUGACACAGCUGUUGUAUUCAAAGUAUUUUGCUUUUUGUUCAGUCCGUACUGUUAGUCAGUUUGAAGCUGAUGAAAUAAAGGAGGAAAGGAGUUUAUCGUCAGUGAGAAUGGUAAAGAGAAGCUGAAGCAUGGCUAGCUAUAGGAAGUGGAAAAUGAGGUGUUGUUCCUUCUGUUGUCAGUCUGCGUACAACUGUACACAUCUGGAGAUGUGAAGUCAGAUAGCAGAGAUGUGGCCAGACAUUUCUGAGUACAAAGGCAAUCAGCUCCAGAUGGGAAACCACCCAUCCCACUGCUCACGGACACUGACUUGGGAGCUCUGCCAGCACAGCUGAGUGUCUUUCCCUAACUUCACUCAGUCUCUCUUUGAAUAUAGAGAAUGUUAUAGCACUAUUCCACAGCUUUUAAAUCAAACUAAUAACUUUCUGUUUGCUUUUCGUGGACAUAAUAAAAUUAGGUAUGUUUUCACAAGAAAAUCUAACUGGGAAAAGUUAAAACACUAUAUUAAAAUCUUGCAGAAAAAAAAAACCUAGCAGAUUGAGAAUAUAUCUGUUCACUAAAAGUGAGGCACUUGUAAUGCAGGGCCUUUGGGAGUUUGGAGACUGCUGUGUUUCAUUGCUAGUGGACAGCCUUUAGAUGAGACUGGUGACCCAUCUCCUAAAGAUUAAAGAAGACUUUAAUCCAAGAAAUGAUUGAAAUUGACUUUUAUACAAGAAACAAAUGUCUUUAUGAAAGGACUUGUUUCUAAAAUGACACAAUGCAUGUGUUUUCUAAAACCCCAACUGGAGCUAGACAUACCGGUCUCUUUCUACUAGUAAAAUGCCUUGAAGUCAAUUUUUGAAAACAAGGAUGAUUAAUUUUAUAUUGUUGUUUUCCCCCAAAAUGUCAAGACCCGGGCCCUCAAAACUAUGCACCAGUUCAUUAAUUUUCCUGAUCUGGAGAAAAAGUUUCAUAUUCUUGAUCAGUUAUUCAUAUCUUGAGUCCCAUCAACCUCAUGUGCCCUCCCCUCCCCUUGUCUCGACUGUAUGUGCAUCCGUUAUGAACCUGCUUACCUGAUAAUGAGGCUGCCUGAAAUUUUGUAAGUAAUCUCAAACAUUUGAUACAUUUAAACAUGGGCUCAGUAAAAUGGACAAGCUGACAUAUGAUACUGGCUUGUGAAGCUCUUUGUCAUCUAGCGAGGCUCACAGAAUUUUCUGUUAAGACAUUUAAGAGAGCUGCAUCCAUUGGGCUCUUUAAUAACCAUAUAAUCUUCCAUUACUGCAUACUUUGCUAGAGCACAGAAGAGCAUUUUCCAGCAAACAAACUAUAUUUAUUACAUGUAUAGCACAUAUUUGCAUGAGAAAGAAAACAUUAGCCAAACAUUUUCCUGUAUGCUUUCCUGGUUUCUUGUUUGUGCGCAUUAAAGCAUUCAAUUGCAGAGAGUGCACUGGGGUGUAAUAAACUUAGAAUAGACUGCUGUUCAGCUUUUUCUGCAGUAGCAUUAGCAAUUUGGUCAUUUAACUACUUUAAGAUAUUUAUGUUUUAUGGCAGGUAGCUGUAACAGCAUUUACACAUAUAUCCUAGUCAACAAAGGUACCAUUUCUUUCAACUUUGAAGAGUCACUUAUUUCUCUAGCCUCUCCAGCCUUUCUUUUCCCCCCCUUUUACUCUUCCAUAUCAUGCUGAAAGAGGGAGGCCCAUUUAAUCUGUGCACAAAAGUCAUCUGUCAUUUGCCAUACCUAUUUUGCUUUGCAGUUCUAUUCAAAAGCUAAUAAUAUUGGAAAGGGUAAAAUGUAUAUUUUUGAUGGAUGUAUUUACUAUUUUGUUUUAAUUUGGCAUAUUCUUCAUCUUCCUCUUAAUAAUAAGUUUCUCUCCUCCAAAUGAAGAGAUAGACUCUUCCUUUCUUUCUAAAGGCUGAGUUGCUUGUAUAAAUGACUAAAAUACAGAUAUAUACUAAACAAAAGUUUUAUUUUUGCCAAGAACACCAAGCACCUCUAGGAAAUACAUGUUCGACAAGUAUUCUGUUUUGAUUCAUUUCACUCAAAAUGGAAAAUGAUGACAAGCAGGCCAAAUAUUUCUAUAUCAUUUGAGGCUGUUUUCACUUAUAGAAUAGACCAUGUUAAAAUUCUGUGAUUUUUUUAUGAUGUGUAAUAAUGCAGACUCAUCCAACAAUGUGGAAAAGGAAGAAAUGCAAUUUGUGGGUCCUUGUGCUUGUUUCCAAGGCUAUAAAGUCACUCCAAUAUCAUAGUCAACACUGCUGCCUUGUUUAUGCUAACACUUAAAACAAUGUGUAGUGGUGUUUAUAAAUGACUGAUGACUUACUCUCACCUGUAUAUAGCUCUAAUGGGGAGAAGAUUUGGAUUGUUAUCAAUUACACUCAUGGUCUUUCCUAAAAAGAGUCUCAAUUGUGUGACUAUAUAAAUCAUUGCAUUUCAUCCUUAAUGGAAUGAAUUUUAAAGUCUGAAACCAUUUGAGACAACUAUUAGUUCCACUUUUAAAAAUGUGUUAUUUACUCUAAUUAUUAUUGUUGUUUGCAAAAAUGUAUUUUUAGAAUGUUAACCUCUUUUCAUACCUGCAUACUUGAACUUGUCUUUUGUGUGGGGGCCUUAAAUUUCAUAAUAGAGAAUGGGGGAAGUAAAAAGGGAAUGAAGACAAGGAAAUUGUGGCAAAAGAUAGCUCACAAUCUUCAGAUCUUUAAAUAAACAUAUCCCAAAAUAAUGAGACACAGUAUGUCAGUUAAGAAUGUUUUCUAGGCAACCUUAAUUUGCAAGCUAGUAUAUUUUCUUAUAUAAUUUUAUUUUGAUAUUUGCUAAAAAAAAAAACAAAAGAACACAAUACCACCAUACAAAUUGCCCGCUCUAACGAUACAUGUAUACUACCUCUUCUCUAGAGAAAACAGUCGUCUUUAAAAGGAAAAGUUCUGGUCUUAGAGUGUCUGUUCUGCAAAUGUUGCUACAGUUAAAUGCUUAAAAGUGUUAAAUAUGCCUGCCCUUUAGAUGUUACAUGGUUUUCAAAUGCGCUAACCACAAUUUCAUUUCUUCCAUGUUAGCAAGGUUUUCUUGGAAUUGAUUCGUGGCUUAUCAUGAAGUGAGUUUAAUUUAACAAGAAGCCAUCCUAGGGAACAAAGCAAACUGAAAGGAACUACCUCUGUGUGAAAAGUGUCACCUAUAGCUCAAGGUCUAAGGAAGAGAAAUCCAGAGACUUGCUGUUUAAAGGCAGAGUGGGUUGAUCCUCGACUUGUAUGGGCACCUAGGGUAUGCUGUAGCCACUUACUGGGUAUGCAUCUGCACUGUCUAGAACUCUUGUGUAAUUGGAACAAACUUCAUAUCAAUGUUUCAAAUAAAUGCUUAUGUAACCUCUA
This is a messenger RNA of Cricetulus griseus (Chinese hamster), 7645 nucleotides long. NCBI's taxonomy places the organism in Eukaryota, Metazoa, Chordata, Mammalia, Rodentia, Cricetidae. The record is from RefSeq and is a predicted model, not a curated record.